Microcebus murinus (gray mouse lemur) is the source of this 2714-nucleotide messenger RNA. The record is from RefSeq and is a predicted model, not a curated record. Lineage: Eukaryota; Metazoa; Chordata; Mammalia; Primates; Cheirogaleidae.
GGAAGACGGGAGAGAGAAAGGGAAGUGGACACGGGAGAGAGAAAGGGAAGCAGACACGGCAGGCGGUGACACCACCGUGGCUGAAACUGGGGAGAAAGAAGAGCAGCAAAGUUCCCUGCCCACCCUGACACCCGCCCUCCCGGACAGCGCGCCUCAUUUCAUAACUGGCUGACUGUCUGGCCCGGUGGCCUCCAGCCCAGCUGGACCCUGGCUGUGUGGCGCAGAGCCGAGGGCCCCAGACUCCCAGCUGCUUUGCGCCAGGUGCCGUCAGCAAGCAGGAUUUGGGUGUCUCCACCAUCUGAGCCCGGGGAGUCGCCGCCCGCCGAGGGAUGAGGACGCGACGGCCGGGCGGGACGCGCUUGCUGCCUCCGCGGCCCCGAGCGCGCAGCGCCCAGGAGCCGGGCCGGGCCUGACACCCUGUCCUCUCCCCUCGCGCACAGGGCUCCGCCAGUGACCCGCCGCCAGCGCCCGCCGCAUGGAGCGGCUGCAGAAGCAACCACUCACCUCCCCCGGGAGCGUCAGCUCCCCCCGAGACUCCGGUGAGCCCGGCUCUCCCUCCAGCAUCGUGGCCAAGAUGGACAACCAGGUGCUGGGCUACAAGGACCUGGCCGCCAUCCCCAAGGACAAGGCCAUCCUGGACAUCGAGCGGCCGGACCUCAUGAUCUAUGAGCCCCACUUCACCUAUUCCCUCCUGGAACACGUGGAGCUGCCCAGGAGCCGGGAGCGCUCGCUGUCACCCAGAUCCACGUCCCCACCACCAUCCCCAGAGGUGUGGGCAGAGAGCCGGACCCCUGCAAUCUUCUCCCAGGCUCCGGCCCCAAGAACCACUGGAACCCCCCGGACCAGCCUGCCCCAUUUCCACCACCCUGAGACCUCCCGCCCGGAUUCCAACAUCUACAAGAAGCCCCCCAUCUACAAGCAGAGAGAGUCCGUGGGAGGCAGCCCUCAGAGCAAGCACCUCAUCGAGGACCUCAUCAUCGAGUCGUCUAAGUUCCCCGCGGCCCAGCCCCCCGACCCCAACCAGCCUGCUAAGAUCGAAACUGACUACUGGCCGUGUCCCCCUUCUCUGGCGGUCGUGGAGACAGAAUGGAGGAAGCGGAAGGCAUCUCGGAGGGGUGCGGAGGAAGAGGAAGAGGAGGAAGAUGAUGACUCUGGAGAGGAGAUGAAGGCUCUCAGGGAACGUCAGAAAGAGGAACUCAGUAAGGUUACUUCCAACCUGGGAAAGAUGAUCUUGAAAGAAGAGAUGGAAAAGUCAUUGCCUAUCCGAAGGAAAACCCGCUCCCUGCCCGACCGGACACCCUUCCACACCUCAUUGCACGCGGGAACCUCCAAGUCUUCCUCUCUGCCCGCCUAUGGCAGGACCACCCUGAGCCGGCUACAGUCCACAGAGUUCAGCCCGUCAGGGAGUGAGACUGGAAGCCCAGGCCUGCAGAACGGAGAGGGCCAGAGGGGGAGGAUGGACCGGGGGAACUCCCUGCCCUGUGUGCUGGAGCAGAAGAUAUAUCCCUAUGAGAUGCUGGUGGUGACCAACAAGGGGCGCACCAAGUUGCCUCCAGGUGUGGACCGGAUGAGGCUGGAGAGGCACCUAUCCGCCGAGGACUUCUCGCGGGUGUUCGCCAUGUCUCCCGAAGAGUUCGGCAAGCUGGCUCUGUGGAAGCGGAACGAGCUCAAGAAGAAGGCCUCUCUCUUCUGAUGGCCCUUCCGUGACCGACCCCUCACCCCUGCUGCUUGGGACACUGGAGCUGGGGUCACAAGACCCCACAGCAUCCUCUUCCCCUGGUGAACCAGGAGGCGGAGGGGCCCCUGUGGGCCUGGCCGCUGGGCCCGGACUUUCCCGGCCACGAGUAGCCAGGCGGCCGCCUCCUCUCUCCCUGGUCCUCCCAGCACAGGGCAAACCCAGGCGGGGCUCCAGCACACGCAGAGUUCACGUUUGCGCCUCUCCCUGCCCCUCACCCCCACAUGAAGGUCCCCAGCAGAGGGUGAGGAGAAAUGAAGGGGCAUUGGUGGUCAGGCCCGGCGCCAUCUUGCGCAGUGGGUGGAAGCGGCCAGGCAGGAGAACUCCAGGCCCCUGUGUGAGCCCACCCAGCUUCCCCCACUCCCUCCUGUCAGCUUCCCUGCACCUGGGCUUCCUGCUUCUCUGACUCUGGAGGGAGCAGCCUCCAGCUGGCCUCCAGCAGGGAGGCUGCCCUGCCCUCUGCUCGCAACCCAGAGCUUUGAAGCCUCUUGCUCCAGCCCCGUGGCUUCCCCAGAAGCCUUGGCUUAGAGGGGGAUGCCGCGUGUACACAGCCCCAGCCCACCGCCGCCUCCAGGCCACGUCAGCAGGAAUCCCACCUUCUAGUGCACGCCAGGUACCGGGCAGAAGCCAGGCCUUCAGCCUCCCUUGGAUGGGGUCCAGAGGCCAGGCGUGGCACGUUCCUGAGUGUCCUGGCUACCAGCUCCCACUCGUACCCAUGCACCCCCCACUAUGCUCUCUAAAGAAUGUAUUUAUUGGGGCCCCCCCAGCUGCUUUCCUCACCUAACUCUCUGCCCUACCUUAGUCACACUCCCAGCUCUACUUCUCUCCAAGUACACGUGUAUAUAAUUAUAUCUAUAUUUUUGCCCAGGUCCGGGUUUUGUUCCCGCCCAGACCCUGGCAUCCCUUUCCACUGUGUGUGUGAUAAUGCUGGGGGAGGGGGACUCUGCUUGGAAUUAAAAGGUUGCAUUGGGUCCCUAAA